This is a messenger RNA of Cyanistes caeruleus (blue tit), 453 nucleotides long. Its product is annotated as histone H2A-IV. The record is from RefSeq and is a predicted model, not a curated record. Gene Ontology annotation, molecular function: structural constituent of chromatin; DNA binding; protein heterodimerization activity. NCBI's taxonomy places the organism in Eukaryota, Metazoa, Chordata, Aves, Passeriformes, Paridae. Gene Ontology annotation, cellular component: nucleosome.
UCGUCGCGGGCCGGGCUGCAGUUCCCCGUGGGCCGCGUGCACCGGCUGCUGCGCAAGGGCAACUACGCGGAGCGCGUGGGCGCCGGCGCCCCGGUGUACCUGGCGGCCGUGCUGGAGUACCUGACGGCCGAGAUCCUGGAGCUGGCGGGCAACGCGGCCCGCGACAACAAGAAGACGCGCAUCAUCCCCCGCCACCUGCAGCUCGCCAUCCGCAACGACGAGGAGCUCAACAAGCUGCUGGGCAAGGUGACCAUCGCGCAGGGCGGCGUGCUGCCCAACAUCCAGGCCGUGCUGCUGCCCAAGAAGACCGACAGCCACAAGGCUAAAGCCAAAUGAGCACCGAACAACCAAGGCUGCAGACCUUCAUCCAGAGAAACCCAAAGGCUCUUUUAAGAGCCACCUACAAUUUCAGAAAAAGAGCUUGGAUUUCAUUAAGGUGGCAAAAACCCACGA